AUGGCCAAAAAUUCAAAAAAAAAAAAAAAAAUUCAUGGCCAAAAAGAAAUAAUGACCAACAUUAAUAGCAAACACCUUCCAUUUAAAGAAAUUAAAAAAAUAAUAAACAUGAAAGGUAGAGAUUUAUUAUGGAGAUACACACUGAAAGCACUACCAAAAAUAUACAACAUGCCAUGCCAACAGUUUGGGGAAGAUGAGACUUCAGAACACAUAUUCUUCAACUGCAAAGCCCACAUCAAAAACACACAAGAAAUCUUCAACUACACCCUAACUAAGUGUGGACACACCACUCACACCUGGAAUGUGAAGAUUUUAAACCAUCUACAAAUUGCACUAAUAGCCAAUUUAAUAGCUAUCAUAUUCGAAAAAAUUUGGUACAAAAGAAACAAACUGAUUCACGAUGAAAAAAAAAUAAUAAUUCAUAGACAACAAAAAAUUAAGAAUCAAAUCAAAGCAACGGCCAGAAGAAUAAAAUAA
This is a messenger RNA of Dictyostelium discoideum AX4, 477 nucleotides long. RefSeq lists its product as hypothetical. The transcript has a single exon. The record is from RefSeq and is a predicted model, not a curated record. Lineage: Eukaryota; Evosea; Eumycetozoa; Dictyosteliales; Dictyosteliaceae. Bases 1 to 477 code for a protein of 158 amino acids.